UUGAACUUUGAACAAGUCCCAAGGAAGAUUCUUCAAAAAAGUCAGAUUCUAUAAUUUCCUUGAAGUUUUUGUCGUUGUGCAAUUGGGCUUGGGACCAAUGAUAUAGGUGAAAAUCAUAGAAAAUCAAAGUUCAAAUUUCAAUUGAGAUAAAAAAUAAUAUUAUUAUUAGUAAUUUUCUCAUCUGUCUAAACUUUAGUGUGAUUAAUCUCUGAAGGGGCAAGUAACACGAGGAUAAAAUAUGAGAAGAUCGCUCGAGAUGGCUUGCUCAAGUUGUUUAUCGACUCUAAGUUUUGUCUUAUUCAUUAUCGUGAUGAGUUGAUAUGAGAUUAAAUGAGAAGUGAGGACUCAUAUAGUCGAUUCUAAAUUAUUUGGAACUAGGACAAAAGUAUUACUAUUAUGGUUCAUCUCUUAGCCCGGUCCCUUCAUAUAUGACACAACAACCGCCAACCAAAAGUCUAAUUUUAUACUAACAAAAAUGAGAAGUGCUACUACCACUGCCUUCUCUUUGUUGGUCUAUUUCUUAUUGGUAGCAUUUUCAUUGGGUAAUAACAAGAAUGGUUCAAUAGAUGAUGAUUGUAACAUGAUAAUGUGGAGAAUAGGAGCAAUCUUUGAUCCAACAACAAGAGUUGGUAAAGAGCAAAAGGUGGCAAUGGAGAUUGCAGUUGAUGAAUUUAAUAGCCGAAAUUCCAAAUGUUCAGAGUUAGUUAUCAACUUUGCUUAUUCCCAUGCUCCUGCAGCUUCCCUUGCAAAUUAUCUUGUCAACAAGAAGCAAGUACAUGCCAUCCUAGGACCAUUGACACACCAAGAAGCUGCUCUAUUUUCUGACUUUGGUGAUGAAGCCUACAAAGGCAUCCCUAUUAUUUCUCUAAGUCCAGCUGUCUCAUAUUCGACAAUACUACCCACGGAACCACCUUCACUUAUACAAAUGAGUAGUGAUGUUAACUCACAAAUGCAAUGCUUUGCUGCCUUAAUUGGAUAUUUCAAGUGGAGAAAGGUGAUAGCUUUUUAUGAAAUUAGUAACAGUUUCUCCAAUAUGGAUGUUGGACUGAUCACUCACCUUUCUGAUUCACUCAAAGUUGUUGACUCCUCUAUUGAACAUCAUUUAGCUUUUCCUCCUUUGUCCUCUCUUUCGAGUUCAAAAUCAUUCAUUCAAGAAGAGCUGGUGAAGUUGAGAACCAAGAAUGUUAAAGUUUUUGUGUUGAUACAGUGUUCUUUAGACUUUGGUUUAGUUCUUUUUGAGAUGGCAAAUGAAAUGGGAAUGAUGGGGAAAGAUUAUGUAUGGAUUAUUUCAGACAAUAUGGCAAGUCUUCUCGACUCUGUUGAACCUUCUGCUUUAUUAAAUAUGCAAGGUGUGAUCGGGUUUAAGGCAAAUGUUAAUGAAAAAAAUGACUCUUUUGGUGAGUUCAAUGUUAAGUUCAGGAGAAAGUACAGAUCAGAAUAUCCUGAAGAAGACGGAUAUCCUAGUCCUAGCUCAUAUGCUCUCAAGGCUUAUGAUGCAACAUGGGCAACUGGUAAGGCCAUGCAGAAGUUAUCCAAAAGCAAUUCAAGUGAACUAAUGAAAAGCAUCUUGUUGAGUGAUUUUGAAGGUUUAAGUGGGAAAGUUAAUUUCAAGAAUGGCAAGUUAUAUCGAAACCAAACCUACAGGAUCAUUAAUGUGUUUGGCAAAAGCUACAGAGAAGUGUCAUUUUGGACACCAGAGUUUGGUUUUUCUGAUCUAGUUGAAUCCAAUGAGAUGAAAAUGAGAAUUGAAAACGGUUUAGGAUGGGCUUUGGGGUCAAUUUUGUGGCCUGGUGGUAAGCAAACUGUUCCAAAAGGGUGGACUAUAGGAGGCGUGGAUAAACCACUAAAGAUUGGGGUACCUGCAGGAGGUGUAUUUAAUCAGUUUGUGACAAUUAAGUUUAACCAAGAGAGAAAUGAGACUCUGAUUAGUGGAUUUUCAGUUCAUGUUUUUGAAGCAGUAGUGAGGCAACUUCCAUAUUAUCUGCCCUAUGUUCUUGUUCCCUUCUAUGGUACUUAUGAUGAUAUGGUGGUAGGAGUUUCAAACAAGAGUCUGGAUGCAGCAGUAGGUGAUACAGAAAUAAUGCCUUAUCGCUAUGAGCUUGCAGAAUUUUCACAGCCCUAUAUUGACUCGGGACUUGUCAUGGUAGUGACUGAAAGACCAAGACUCAAAAAGGCCCAUUUUAUUGUUAUAAAAGCCUUCAAGUUGAAGUUGUGGAUUCUUCUGGCUGUGAUGAGCAUGUCCACAGGGGCUGUCAUCUGGUUAAAUGAGUACGUAAGUGACAACCCGGAUUUCAGUGGUUCUUUCCCUCAGCUGAUUGGAUCCAUGCUUUGGUUCUCUGUCACUGUUCUCUCUUUUUCACAACGAGAAUCGAUCAAAAGCAAUCUAUCUCGACUUGUGCUGACUACAUGGUUAUGUGUAGUUGUGAUUGUCACAGCUUGCUUUACUGCACUUCUUUCCUCCAUCAUGACGGUUCCUAGGCUGGAACCUUCAGUACUAGGUGUCGAUUAUCUUAUAAAGACUAAUGCUGCAGUUGGUUGCAACAACAAGUCAUUUAUAAUCAGAUAUCUGGUGAAUUUGCAAUUCAAGCCAGAGAACAUCAAGGAAAUCAGUUCAUUCAGUGACUAUCCUAAAGCUUUUGAGAAGGGAGAAAUUUCUGCUGCUUUUUUUGAAGCUCCACAUGCCAAAGUUUUCCUUGCCAAGAACUGCAAAGGUUACACCAAGUCAGGACCUGUCUAUAAACUUGGCGGAUUUGGCUUUGUAUUUCCAAAGGGUUCUCCAUUAGUAGUUGAUAUCUCAGAAGCUGUUCUUAAAGUCACGCAGAGUGGAGAGAUAAAUCAACUAGAAGAACAAAUGCUUAUUUCUUCAAAUUGUUCUUCUCCAUCAGCUGAGGAACAGGGUCCUGGAUUAGGACCAGAGUUGUUCUCAGGUCCAUUACUGAUUUCAGGUGUUAUAUGUGGGAUUGUACUUUUGAUCUCAAUCGCUCGUUUUGUCAGAAAAUACUGGCUAUAUAUAAGCUCUAUAAUUGCAAAUAAUGCAAAACCAGCUCUUAGAUGGGCUUCUCUGGUUCUAACUCGGUGCUAUACAAGAAUAGUAAGACCAAGAUCAGUUAAAGAUAGCAACACUGUGAUUGAACAAAGACCAAAUGCUCAACAGAAUGUUGAAAUUACAGAGGUAUUUUGAUGGGCCAAAAGCUGGUAAUCAUGGACAGCAAUUUGACCAACUGCUACUUUUCUCUCGUCCAAUAAUCGAAUGUGCUUUUGAAAAUAUAUUUCUUACUUUAUCAAGAUCGCAUUUGUACUGAGUUGAAUAAAAUCUUUGUGCAAUAUGAAUGAUACAUUUUGGAGGCACUACUUGCUUUGUCUUGAUUCUCAAGGCGUUUGGUGAUUAACAAAUGAAAUGUAUGAGUAUGGUUAGAGUCCAAAUGGGCUUGAUAAUUAGUAUGUGUAAUUGAACUUAUAUAUUAUUGGGCUGAAUCUGAUAAGAACCCAAGUAAUUGUGGGUGCGGUCCUAGUUCCGGCAGAAACAUUUAAGGGAUUGUUGAGGUAUGGAUGUUGGGCAAAAUUUUUCCAGCAUAUAUGAAUGAUAAACAAGUCUUACCAUUAGCAGAUUCUGAAAGAGGAGCAAAUUUGACACAAUGAAGAAUCAAUGUCUGGACCUCCCAAUCGACCAACCCUCUCCAAUCCCGAACCCGAUGGAUCAUUUCAACCCAACUAUCUCCAAUACUGAACCCGAUGGAUCAACCUCUUUCCGACAUAUGAAAGAGGGGGUUUCACUAAGUGAAUGCUAAACUUGCAAUGCAUAUUUGCUUGCUCACUUGUCCCAAAACUCCACUCUUUUUUCUCCACUGUUUCAACUUCUGGAUGCACUAGCAACCGUGACUCUUUUUAGGGAUGCAGCCCAUAAACUCCUGGUCCCAUAAACCAGCAAACUAUUCACACUGAUAGCAUAAAAUCAGCCUCGACAAACUCUAGCUUUACUAUUUAUGCAGUAAAACUGACUCACCCUCGCGCUAACGGUAAAAAAACAAUACCUACCUGACUCAGAAUCAAUGUCUCGGCAGAAGCUUCAAAACCUAAAUCAUAUGUCGGUAUUCCUACACAAGCAGAUUUCUUACAACCAUGAUAUAAACUUCUAAUACUCGGGCAUCACAGUAGCAUCAUCAAUCCCAAAAGUAGUUUGCUAUCUAUCGGAGCGGCAAUCUAGCAAGCAACUAGAUACUACAAAGUACAGAGUGUUGCUUAUACAGAAAAUAUGCCAUUACACAACGCUGCUUAUAGAGAAUAUAUGAUGCCAUUACACAAUGGUUACCAGCAAGCCGAUAUAGACAUCCAGUAUAUACUGUUACUGGUUCUGAAGAAAAUGUAACCUCAGACCAGACAAUAACUGUCAUUCCAUCCAAGGAAGAAUCCUAAAUGACAAUUAGACUGCCAAGAAUAUCUAAGACAGUUUUCCAAAAUAUUAAGGUGGGGAUAAAAGUGUAUACAACAAGUCAGUUGACCAGGACAUAGGACAUAAACAUUGGCCAAGACAUGUACAUUA
Messenger RNA from Capsicum annuum, 4540 nucleotides. Its product is annotated as glutamate receptor 2.4. The transcript has 5 exons. Gene Ontology annotation, cellular component: plasma membrane. NCBI's taxonomy places the organism in Eukaryota, Viridiplantae, Streptophyta, Magnoliopsida, Solanales, Solanaceae. Gene Ontology annotation, molecular function: ligand-gated monoatomic ion channel activity; signaling receptor activity. Bases 476 to 3181 code for a protein of 901 amino acids. The record is from RefSeq and is a predicted model, not a curated record.